AAAAACCUGUGACAUAUUUUAGAUAUUCAGAAAAUUUCUCUGUCGGAGUGUUAGUAAACGUAGUCCUGUUUCUGUUUUUUGCGGAAAAUGGACAAUUUGCUGCAACAUUUGGGUAAAUUUCGCAGUGUUCCCGCAGUUGUCGGAGUAUGCUUGCUUUUAAUCCUUUUAUCUGCGCCCACGAGAUCGGAAAACCAUAAUAUCAAAAUCAUCAAUAAAAUCGAAAAUCCACUCUCUAGCGACACCAAAACCUUCGGAAACAUCAGCAAUUUGCAGUUGGACGAGACGCUGGAGGCAACACUGAGUUUCUGUCCCAAUGUAUCCCUCUUUCAAAUGAUUAAUCUUAGCCAGAGUCACGACAAUGAGGAAUUAUCUUAUGGUUCCAUUAAUUACAACGUUUCCCGGAAUCUUUGGGAGCAGUAUAUGAAAAUUCGUCAUCUACGCGGAGAUAAAGGAAUUAUGUUUAAUCUGCGCAUGGAUUCAGAGAUGCAGGAUUUUGGUCAAUUCCUUGAACUGAAACCUUACGUCGGUGUAUAUCUGGUUACACUUGAGCUCACCAAUCUCACGGUUACCGAGAUACAAGACGCGCUGACCUUUGCAUGGGCACCCAGUUUCGAGAGCAGCAACUGGACAGCGACUCACGUUGAAAUCUUGCAAAUACAAAAUGGAAGCGACGAUAUUACGUACUAUUCUGCAAGCGGGUCGCCACUGACGCAAAUUCUGUAUAUGGUUCCCAUAUCAGACAGUGUUAUUCCAAUGAAUCUUUCAAGCGAUUUCUCGCACUACCCAUGGCGUUUUGCCCGUAAUUCCUCCUAUCAUGAAUUACCCAAAAUAAUUACGCCGUCGAUAACAGACUUCGUUCAACGUUUGCGGAGUAAGGGACUCAUUGCGCAUCAGGGUCCCGUGUUUCAUGGAACUGUCAAUUCUGGUCGAGGAGAUUUUUAUCUGAGCACCAAUUCCACUUCCGGUUCAUUUAAUACGGAUCGGUUGAAAGCCGAUUUACUGGAGCUGGUGCAACAAGAGCGGAUAAAGCAAGGCUGCGGCGGUGCCGACAUGAGUGAUGUGCAGAUAAAUUUUAGUCCAUUCGUGCCGCGGAUAGCGCCCAUGAGAAAAAACGGCACUUUUUCAGAGAUAAAGGUCCUGCCUCUGAACUUCCAGUUAAUGAUACAGAAAAAAGCCCACGUUCACGGUGGAAUUAAUUUAGUGCCGCUGUCAAACCAUACCGAUCGGUAUUACGCACGUUUACGCGUGCCAGGCGAUGAGGAUUUUAUUCCGUCUUACGUCCGCCACCUGGAAGACCGCCCAAUGGACCCGGUUUAUUCGUUUCGCAUGUACCUCAGUCCCUCAAUGAAUGUGCAGCUGUUGCCCGAGCUGGAAAGUUUGAUGAGAGCACGUCUAAAUAAGGAUUUACGUCAUGAUCAGUACGCGUCAGUGCGCCUAUGGAACUUCGAUCCUGACGGUUGGGUUGUUAGCUUUUUUGUAACCAUUUACAAACUUGGUUGGCGUCUGGACCUGGAUGGCAGAUUGCCCUACGCAAAAAGCAUCUACCGCAAACUGGAUGGUCUGCAGCUGACUUCGACGGCAACGAAAGCGGUCUACACAUUAACGAAUGUCCCUCUUCCCAGUCUUUUUAAAGAAACCAUGAAAACAUUGACCAUGCAAGAUCUCGAGGCCGAACAGGAUGUGUAUUUAACAGAAGGGUCGUCGGCUCCUUUAAAAAAGACAUUCACGUUAUACGUUCAGUCGGCGCUGCCAUGGCGAUCCCGCAUUCAUCCACUGGUCAACGGAUGGAAAGCUAACUUGUUGAACUCCGAUCGCAUUCUGGAGGCUGUCCAGCAGGCGUUUGCUGAAGCUAAUCCCGUCACCAUUGAUGACAUAACUUUGACAAUAACGUUAACAGAGCGGGAUAACGGCUUGAGAACAGUUACUGAUGACGAAGAGGUCUCCAAAUUUUACUUCGCGCUAUCGUAUCCUAAGAUGAAAUACUGGAGGAUGUGGCGCUAUCCAACAGUUGACCAGUUGAACAAGUUCCUGAUUAGCGUCGCUAAGGCUCGAGUCGUGGAAUCCUGGACCAUGCCCCUCUCAAAUACAGCUUCUAACUGAUGACGAACAUUAAGAAAUAUCUAAUUUGUAUUUUUUUCCACCUGGAAAUAUUAGUUUUGGUCUAUGGCUGUUUUUCCGCAGUAUUUUAGUUAUUUGAAUACCCUGUUGGCCGUGGCUAUCUGUAUUCUGCCAAUUGCCACAUGCUGACUCAGAAUACUUACCUUUUCCAGUUUUGGUACACUUGCGCAUUCUGUAUUGUGCAACUCUAGCCCAAGUAUAAUCGAUGGGAACAUAAGAUAAAACGUCCCACAUUUCAUUCUUUGGCGAUAAAUUGGUUAAGCAUUGU
This is a messenger RNA of Paramacrobiotus metropolitanus, 2386 nucleotides long. RefSeq lists its product as uncharacterized. The transcript is spliced from 8 exons. The coding region runs from base 88 to 2100 and encodes 670 amino acids. Lineage: Eukaryota; Metazoa; Tardigrada; Eutardigrada; Parachela; Macrobiotidae. The record is from RefSeq and is a predicted model, not a curated record.